GUGUCAUUUUUUUUCUUUUCAUUAGGUCUUCUCCAUUCCAUUACUCCUUAUCGCGAAAAACCCUCGUUUCUCAAAAUCAAUCGAUUGAUCGGCUUUUGGUUUAGGGUUUUAGCUCUCUAAAGUUUAAACCUUUCAUUUUUGUUUCUUCUUUAAUCCGAAGAAGAUCAUUACGCCGAUCGGUCAAUUGAACCUAUGGCGAUGUCUAUGAGACUCCCGGCGAUUGCGAGAGCGGCUACGGAAAUGGCUACGGCUCCGGCUGGACUGAGACGGCUGUUCUGUUCAAACGCUCCAAACUUUUCAUUUCUUUCUCCGAAGGCUGAAGCUGAUGCUCCGGCUCGUCCUCAGGCGGAACCCAGCACCAAUCUCUUCGUCUCCGGGCUUAGCAAGCGCACCACAUCUGAAGGACUUAGGACAGCUUUCGCUCAGUUUGGAGAAGUUGCUGAUGCUAAGGUUGUCACAGACAGAGUCUCAGGAUAUUCUAAAGGGUUUGGAUUUGUUCGAUAUAUGACCUUAGAAGAUUCUGCAAAAGGCAUAGCUGGAAUGGAUGGGAAGUUUCUUGACGGUUGGGUCAUAUUCGCAGAGUAUGCAAGACCUAGAGAGCAAUCGCCAUCAUAUCAACCUCAGAACAACAUGUCUCGUCCUCCAUAUGGUAACCGCUAUUGAAAAAGGCUUGCUUGUUCAUGAAUGCAUUGGAUCUCGAUGAAUCUUUUUAUUAUUUUUUGUGCUUUAUUCUAUUCUCUACUAUGUUACAACUGUUGUCUUUUAUAUCAUGUUAUUAACUUGAGAAUGUCGAAAACUUAAUAAUUAUUUUUUGUGUUAAAUGACAAAAAAAAAACCAGUGAGCAAUAU
Eutrema salsugineum is the source of this 849-nucleotide messenger RNA. Its product is annotated as organelle RRM domain-containing protein 2, mitochondrial. The coding region runs from base 193 to 663 and encodes 156 amino acids. The record is from RefSeq and is a predicted model, not a curated record. Gene Ontology annotation, biological process: mitochondrial mRNA modification. Gene Ontology annotation, molecular function: RNA binding. Lineage: Eukaryota; Viridiplantae; Streptophyta; Magnoliopsida; Brassicales; Brassicaceae. Gene Ontology annotation, cellular component: mitochondrion. The transcript is spliced from 4 exons.